CAGUGUUGCUCAGGCUGCGAGUCUCUCAGCUCUCAGGAAAAACGCGUUAAAAGUUGUGUCAGUGGCGACAAAACUGAUGAGAGAACCCGGGCGACGGAUAGUGAUACUGCUGGACUUGCGCGCUGGGUUUUGUUUUGUUUGUGUGUUUUGUUAAAGAGACUUUAAAACCUGGUUCGGUUUAGUAACGCGCACUCGCCGGGAUUUCUCUCCUCUCGAAGUUCCCAAGAUGAACUUCGAUCCGGUGGUCGGGAAACCUUCUGUGUUUGUGGCUGCGCUCCUCGUCGGGCUGGUGUGUCACGCAGCCGAACCUCCAGCAUCUCAGUGGUCCGGCGAUGAAUACAAGAACCUCACCCUUCGUCGUCACAGAACAUGUGUGGAGAACGAGCAGUAUCUCCACCAGGGACUCUGCUGCCACAAUUGCGAGGCUGGAACCUUUGUGCAGAAGGGAUGCGAAAGAGACCAAGAACACGGGACCUGUCUGCCCUGUGAGCACGGACAGACCUACACGGAGCACUCCAACGGGAUGAACCGCUGUUUGCCCUGCACUCACUGCCGCUCAGAUGAGAUUCAAACUGCAUCCUGCACCACAACCACAGACACCAGUUGCCAGUGCAGACCGGGUACCUUCUGUGUCCCAGAUCAGGCCUGCGAAGUCUGCAAACGUUGUGCCAAGUGUAAAUCCGGGGAGGAGGAGGUGAAGAAGUGCACCCCAUUUUCUAACACCGAGUGUCGCAAACGGGAUCUGUCCCCAACGGAAACUUCGUCAGCCCUCCCCACACCGACCCCCACUUCUCCAGCCGACAUUGUUUCGCCUAUCUGCAUUUCCCUGGCCAUCAUCGUCAUCGCCAUCAUUGCUGCACUGCUUUUGCACUGGUGGUUCGUAAUCAAGCAGCGUUCAUGUGAAGUACCAUGUUCAACGAGCCAUUGUGAUUCCAGUGAAAUUGUGAAGAUUCCUAUCGACGAGAGUGGAGCCACGGCCGAGGAGAGACAGAAUAAUCAGAACGCAGGUCUGGAGGGCGAGGAGUCCCGCCCGGAGUCCCGGCCCCUGCUGCAGGAGACCGGGAUGACCAAGGCCUCCCCUCCGCUCGAAGAUGAGGACCGGGGUCUAGGAGACAGCUUGCCCAACACCACUAGUUCUUCUCAGACUAGCCUGUCAGCCCCGCCCACCGCAGCCUCCCCCGAUAACAACCCCCCGAACACCCCGCAGCAGAGCCCCGCUGCCAUCCGACUGCCACCUGCAGACAUGGAUGAUCCUCUGCAGCAUCGAUUGGUGCCUCUACAAGGGUCAGAAAAAUCCCUAAAGAAGAGCUUCGAUUUGUUCGACGAGUACCUGGACGUGCGGAUCCAUAACAAGUUCUUCAGAAUGAUCGGGGUCAGUGACAACCACAUUCGGAUCGCGGAGAACGGCCCCCCCAGUGACAAAGUGUAUGAACUGCUGAAGAACUGGAUGCAGCGGCAGGGACUAAAAGCGGACAUCAACGACCUGUUAGAGGCUUUGCUAAGUAUGGACCAGCGGCGCUCAGCUGAGAGCAUCGCCUCUGCGGCCCUGCAGAGCGGCUACUACAAGCACGCAGACGCACCCUGAAAGCUGAAGUAACGGGGACUGCGAACGAAGUAACCACAAAGUACUUAAUGCAAGAAAAAAAAUUCAAAGCACACAGAUACUGUCGGUGGACAUUGUGUCUCACGAACAGGCUUACCUCUUUGUGGCUGACCAGCCAUGUACUCAAAAAGCCAGUAGUUUUAAAAAAAGAAAAACACAAAAAGGGGAAAGUCGAGCCGUAUUUAUCAGAGCUCUGAAGAUGUCGACUACUCGCCAAAUGCGGAGGUGUAAUACCAAAAAAUGAAGAAAGAGUCGCGUGGUCAAAUUUGAACAAAAUCACUGCCAGAGACAACAAUGAAAUUGUGUUUGAAAAAAAAAAAGAAAAAGAGCAGAUUAAUGCGAAGGUGUCUGCUUCCACAGGCAGAAACGACUGCAUGUUUUAGGCUCUAAUGGAGCAACAUGCGUCCAAAUACUGAAACGUCUCUGGGCGUGUGUGUGCGCGUGUGUGUGUGUGUGUGUGUGUGUGUGUGUGUGUGUGUCACGCAUCUGGCCCUCAGAUCACAAAACACGCCCUGGAGACAAGGAUAUACACUGGUUUGUAGGAGUGGCAUUAGCUACGUCACUAAUACUGUGCCUCUUUGAUGCACUGACCUCUGGCACAUGUAGGAUUUUCAAAUUAAAAUCAUGCUAUAUUUGUUGUUAUGUAGAUUUAAGAUGGACGGUUAGCUUUACUAAUCAUAAGAGUGCCAUUUGAUCAGCUAAAUUUAUUUAGGGAUCCUGAUGUCAUUAUGUUCAUAGAGCGUAGCCAUUCAAAAAUAGAUUUUUGAACAAUCGAGUGACGUUGGAGAAACGCUUUCAGUCUGUGUCGUCCGGUCUUUUAUAUGCUCAGUGUUGCUCCGCACACGACAUCGUAGAAGGAAUUUCACCAGCUGUUUCUGUUGGAGCAGCUGUUUCCAUAAUGUUUCCAUGUAACUUGGACAACUUCAAAGGUCAUUUUAUUUAUUGACGUAUUUAUUGUAAUGAAUAAUAAUUCACUUUGAAUAUUUAUGCCGUUUUCAAAACAAACGACCCUGGACAACAUGACGUUCAGCUUCGGGGCAAAAUCACUGACAUCCAACUUUUCAAAGGUGCGAUUGAAGCUCCGUAGUGUCCCUGCUCGCCGUGCCGUGUUAAGUGUAGCACUCUGGUCCACACUGUCAAUGUGUCAAUGUUACAUGUGCCAUUUCCUCUCCAGAGACCACAUUCGGCGGAGUGUGGAAGCUUUCACGAUGCUAAACGCAGAGUGUGUCAUUUCAAAUUGGAGUUGAGGUGACGUCCAAUCUUAGAAAACAAUGAGAACUGACCUGCUGAGUCCUGACCGUUGAACAGUCCUCCUGUACAUGUCAGCGGUGACGUGGCAGAUAUGGAUUGUUUCGUCUUUGGUUAGACUCAAAACAAGAUGAAGGAAACUAUUUUUUUUUUCUUGAUUUUAAAAAGAAGCUCAAAUGUAUUUUCCCCCUCAUUCUGACACAUGUACAGACGAAGGUCCAGAGCGCACCGACGCCUCAAGACGUGUACAUGUGUGUGUAUAUAUGCAGCUCUAUUAACAAACCAACAUGAAUAUAGUGAGGUGUGGCGUUAUUCAGAGCAACAGCAGCACCAACCGGAGCCGUUGGCUGUCGAGGUUGUGACAUUUUAAACUAGACUAGGCCCAUUCUUCUGCAGCAUGUAUAAAGGAAAGAGUUACAGAGUUCUAUAUUAUUGCUGAAGAGUGAUGCUACAGUGCUGGCACUGCCAUCUAUUAACAGACGAUGAAAAUACAGCCGGCAUCAAUUUCUAGGGGUCUGAACCCCCCCCCUCUCUCACUGAACAUUCUCCCUUUUUAACUCCUUUUUAAAGCGUUGGUAAACUCUUUGUCUUGUUUCUUUUUAAAGAUUCCUCUUGGCCUUUGAAGUAGCAGCAUGCAUGUUUUGUUCACUCUGUGGCACUUCACGUGGCUGUCUUUUUUUCUAAAGAAUAGUUUCUGUGUUUUUACUUUUAUAUAUCUUAUUGCCAAGUCCUAAACUGUUCAAUUAACUUCCUCUCGUGUAGAGAAACCUUCUGUCCAGCGUUUCCGCUCAGCCAUUUCCCCCUUAGUUAUUGUUUGCUUGUCAUGAAUUUCAGAUAUAAAUUAUGCAAAUACAUCAAAGCUGUUUUUAUGUCAAUUUCAAAUAAAUGUUUUGUACAGA
Anarrhichthys ocellatus (wolf-eel) is the source of this 3750-nucleotide messenger RNA. RefSeq names its product tumor necrosis factor receptor superfamily, member a (gene tnfrsfa). Gene Ontology annotation, cellular component: cell surface; plasma membrane. The record is from RefSeq and is a predicted model, not a curated record. The transcript has 10 exons. Bases 227 to 1585 code for a protein of 452 amino acids. NCBI's taxonomy places the organism in Eukaryota, Metazoa, Chordata, Actinopteri, Perciformes, Anarhichadidae. Gene Ontology annotation, biological process: positive regulation of apoptotic process; TRAIL-activated apoptotic signaling pathway. Gene Ontology annotation, molecular function: protein binding.